GCGUGGCCCAGCGCGCGAGCCGCUUAUAAAGGUACAAGUGCUUUCACCCUCAUCCCGAAGGGGACAGCUCCUAGGAGCCUUCCUUCCUUGGGGUCCCUGGCUUACGAGACCGCUCGUGCCGGCUCAGUACCUUCUCACGGCCACAGCUGUCUUGAGGUCUCUACGCUGGUGAUGAUGUCCAUGUUCAGACUCUCCAUCCCCAUCUCGGCCUCAGAGCUUCUCCUGGCCUCCACCGUCUUCUGCUUGGUACUCUGGGUGGUCAAGGCCUGGCAGCCUCGGCUUCCCAAAGGCCUGAAGAGUCCACCGGGGCCCUGGGGCUGGCCCCUGCUCGGGAACGUGCUGACCUUGGGCAAGAGCCCCCACCUGGCGCUGUCCAGGCUGAGCCAGCGUUAUGGGGACGUGCUGCAGAUCCGCAUCGGCUCCACCCCCGUGCUGGUGCUCAGUGGCCUGGACACCAUCCGGCAGGCCCUGGUGCGCCAGGGGGAUGAUUUCAAGGGCCGGCCCGACCUCUACAGCUUCUCUCUGGUUACCGACGGCCAAAGCCUGACCUUCAGCCCAGACUCCGGACCAGUGUGGGCUGCGCGCAGGCGCCUGGCCCAGAACGCGCUGAAGAGUUUCUCCAUUGCCUCCGACCCGGCUUCCUCGUGCUCUUGCUACCUGGAAGAGCAUGUGAGCAAGGAGGCCGAGGCCCUUCUCAGCAGGCUGCAGGAGCAGAUGGCAGAGGUUGGGCGCUUUGAUCCCUAUAGAUACAUAGUGGUGUCGGUGGCCAACGUCAUCUGUGCCAUGUGCUUUAGCAAGCGCUAUGACCAUGACGACCAGGAGCUGCUUAGCUUAGUCAACCUGAGUAAUGAGUUUGGAGAGGGGGUUGCCUCUGCGAACCCCUUGGACUUCUUUCCCAUCCUUCGAUACCUACCCAACCCUGCCCUGGAUUUCUUCAAGGACCUGAAUAAGAGAUUCUACAGCUUCAUGCAAAAGAUGGUCAAGGAACACUAUAAAACGUUUGAGAAGGGCCAAAUUCGGGAUGUCACAGACAGCCUGAUCGAGCACUGUCAGGAUAAGAGGCUGGAUGAGAAUGCCAAUAUCCAGCUGUCUGAUGAGAAGAUUGUUAAUGUUGUCUUGGACCUCUUUGGAGCUGGAUUUGACACAGUCACAACUGCCAUCUCCUGGAGCCUCCUGUACUUGGUGACAAACCCCAAUGUACAGAAAAAGAUCCAGAAGGAGCUGGACACAGUGAUUGGCAGGGCACGGCAACCCCGGCUCUCUGACAGGCCCCAGCUGCCCUACAUGGAGGCAUUCAUCCUGGAGACCUUCCGACAUGCUUCCUUCGUCCCCUUCACCAUCCCUCAUAGCACCACAAGAGACACGAGUCUGAGUGGCUUUUACAUCCCCAAGGGACGUUGCGUCUUUGUGAACCAGUGGCAGAUCAACCAUGACCAGAAGCUAUGGGGUAACCCGUCUGAGUUCCAACCAGAACGAUUCCUCACUCUCGAUGGCACCAUCAACAAGGCACUGAGUGAGAAGGUGAUUCUCUUUGGUUUGGGCAAGCGGAAGUGCAUCGGUGAGACCAUCGCUCGCUUGGAGGUCUUUCUCUUUCUGGCCAUCCUGCUGCAGCAGGUGGAAUUUAGUGUGCCAGAGGGCACAAAGGUAGAUAUGACCCCCAUUUAUGGGCUGACCAUGAAGCACGCCCGCUGUGAACACUUCCAAGUGAGGGUGCGCACUGAGGGGGCUGAGAGCCCUGCAGCCUAGACUCUGUCUACCUGGCCUGUCUGGGUGGCCGGGCCAGGGGGCUGGCCCGGGGUCAGGGGGGUGUUCUAAGCUAUGGCCUGAAACCCACAGAUACUGGUCUGGCUGGUUUUUGCUUUCUGGGCUGCGGGAAGCCUGAAGGCUCAUGCCUGCCCACCACUCUGGACUUGCUCCUCUGCAUACUGACCACAGACAGUGGACACAGCAGGGCCACGAAGGAGCAGAUGGGAUCUUCUGGAGCUGUGCUUGAGCCAGGAGGCUUGGUAGGAUUAGGAGGUCCUCAAGCCCCUGGAAACCUCGAGGGAAUGCUCUAGAAGCCCCUGAGCCCAAUGACUGGCUGGCUUUCUGUGGUGACUGACUGGUUUGAGAAACAUUCAGAGCAGGCUACACCAGAGCCUGUCCAAUCGCUUUGACUAUUGGGAGCUGGCAAGAGUGAAGGGAAGAGGCGCAGAGGUGGUCUCCCAGUUUGAACAAGGCUGAGCAAUCUGACCACAUCUUUCUGGGACACAGUGAUACCUUUUUCUGCUCUCCCUGCAGGCAGGAACAGGGCUGCCUCCUAGCCUUGGAAGGCCCCUGUUCCUGUCCAGGAGGGGUUGGGGACUUGAAUCCAAGAGGAGUAGAGAGUGGAGGCAGUACCCAGAUUCAGGCACCAGAGACCAAGUCUCUAUGCUCUAUGUAAAAAAUGCCUUUUAAAAUGUUUGUACCAAAAAAAUAAAAUAAAAUAAAAUGUUUGUACCAAUAAAUAAAUAAAUAAAUAAAUAAAUAAAUAAAUAAAUAAAAUAAAAUAAAAUAAAAAAAUGUUUGUACACAAGAAGCUUUUAUCCAGCCUGCGUUGUACUGGUAUGUCUGCAUUUAUCGUAUAUAAGAGCUUAAGAACAAUUUAUUGAGUGCAAUAGAGAAAAUUCUAAUCCAUGUAUCCAGAAAUGUGUAAGAAACAUCUACUUAAGCUAACUAAAUAAAAGUAUUAUUCAGAAGUC
Molecule: messenger RNA, 2720 nt
Organism: Canis lupus familiaris (dog)
Lineage: Eukaryota; Metazoa; Chordata; Mammalia; Carnivora; Canidae
Gene: CYP1A1
Product: cytochrome P450 family 1 subfamily A member 1
Exons: 7
Coding region: 172-1746 (524 amino acids)
Biological process (GO): progesterone metabolic process; hormone biosynthetic process
Molecular function (GO): steroid 17-alpha-monooxygenase activity; iron ion binding; heme binding
Source: RefSeq, a predicted model, not a curated record